Acanthoscelides obtectus is the source of this 2067-nucleotide messenger RNA. Lineage: Eukaryota; Metazoa; Arthropoda; Insecta; Coleoptera; Chrysomelidae. The record is from the annotation of a GenBank genome assembly.
AACUAAUCAAGAAUGGCUACAGGUAUCCCAAAACCCUGUUUGAAAAAAGCAAUAGAUCUAGUUAGAAAAGCUGCAGAUGAAGAGAGGAAAAAGAAAUACUAUGAAGCGUUUCGACUUUAUAAAGAAGAAAUUGAUAAUUUUUUGCGUGCUAUAAACUCUGAGAUCGAGGAUGAAGCUAAUAAAGAAAAUGUCCGAGCUGAAUGUCGAAGUUGCCUGAAAAGGGCAGAAAGACUCAAAGAAAUUUUGAAGAAAGAAAAGAGCAAAAAUGUCUCGGACGACUCUUUUUCCAAAAUGGCUACAGGAACUACUCUCCAGAAAGCAAUAGAACUAGUUACUAAAGCUACAGAAGAAGAUCGAAAUAAGAACUAUGAAGAGGCAUUGAGGUUGUAUGAACAUGGAGUUGAAUACUUCUUACAUGCUAUCAAGUAUGAGGCUCAAGGAGAAAAAGCUAAAGAAAGUAUUAGAGCCAAAUGUGUGCAGUAUCUGGAAAGAGCAGAAAAAAUAAAGGAGUCAAUUAAAAAAGGGAAGAAAAAACCUGUUUUGGAUGAAACUGUUUCAAUUGCAAAUUUCAGAGAUGACAAAAAGAGUGAUGAGAACAGCGAUGACUCAGAUGAAGAUCCAGACAAAAAAAAGUUGCAGUCAAAACUAGAAGGAGCUAUUGUUGUAGAGAAACCCCAUGUAAAAUGGAGUGAUGUUGCUGGUCUAGAAGCAGCUAAGGAAGCUCUCAAAGAAGCUGUAAUCCUGCCUAUUCGUUUUCCACAUUUAUUUAGUGGAAAGAGGGUUCCUUGGAAAGGAAUACUACUUUUUGGUCCACCUGGUACUGGUAAAUCAUACUUGGCGAAAGCAGUAGCAACAGAAGCAAACAACUCGACCUUCUUCUCCGUCUCUUCAUCCGAUUUGGUGUCCAAAUGGUUGGGUGAAUCCGAAAAACUGGUUAGGAAUCUGUUCGAGCUUGCGCGCCAGCACAAGCCCAGCAUUAUCUUCAUUGACGAAAUUGAUUCGCUGUGCUCGUCGAGAUCCGACAAUGAAUCUGAAUCAGCUCGUAGGAUAAAGACAGAGUUCCUGGUACAGAUGCAGGGAGUUGGGCAUGAUACGGAAGGCAUCCUGGUGUUGGGUGCGACGAAUAUCCCUUGGGUGUUAGACGCUGCUAUCAGAAGGCGAUUCGAGAAGCGUAUUUACAUCCCUCUGCCGGAAGAGCCAGCUAGGGCAAUUAUGUUCAAGUUGCAUUUAGGAAAUACACAUACGGAGCUUACUGAUGAGGAUAUCAAGGAGUUAGGUAGAAGGACUGACGGAUAUUCCGGUGCAGAUAUCAGUAUCGUCGUCCGUGACGCGCUGAUGCAACCGGUGAGAAAAGUGCAAACAGCCACUCAUUUUAAGAAAAUACGAGGGCCAAGUCCCAAGGACCCCAACGUGAUAGUAGACGACCUCCUUAUACCAUGUUCGCCGGGUGAUCCUGGUGCUAUGGAGAUGUCUUGGAUGGACAUAGAGAGCGAUAAGCUGGCAGAGCCACCUGUCACAAUGAAUGACAUGUUACGUUCAUUGGCAACUUCCAAACCCACGGUCAACGACGAAGAUCUAACGAAGUUGAAAAAAUUUAUGGAAGAUUUUGGACAAGAAGGAUAAAAUAUUAAACUGUAGAACACAUUGUCUAAAUUUUGUACUAUAUGCAGCUUUCAAAGAAAUAUUGCAAUCUUCAAAGGUUUAUGUUAAAAUACAUUUUUGAUACAACUAGAAGAAAUCGGUUCAAAAAGAUUGUUAGUCUGUGAAUUGUUGCUUAUCCUUGUCUUUUAUUUUGAUAUUGUAAUUCUUUAGUAUACAAAAUACAGCCUUACUUUUGAUUUAGGGUUAAGAUAGUUUAUAUUUGUAUUAUGAUCUAUGAAAUAUAUUUAAAUAAAGAAGGCACACGUGUUACUGAUGUAAUGUAUAUUCAACUCUAUUGUAACAAAAACAGAAAUAAAUUACUUUUUAUAAAUAACAGUUCGAUAUAAUCUAGGACAUCAAAUAAUAAAUAGGUAAUAGUAAAACCUGAGAUGAGAACAGUUACCAUAUUUUUAUAGUUCGUUUAUA